GGGGAUGACGGUCUGGGGAAGUGGUGGUUGUGUUGGUUUUUUUUGUUGUUGUUGUUGAUUUUUUAUUUUUUUUAUUAUGGAGGAUAUAGAGGUAUAAAAGCCAAAGCAGGGGGAGGAGAUAGUGAGUCUCACGAUGAAACACGUUUGCAGAAAGGUUGAAGAAGGCAGACGAGAGCGACACACACACUGCAGCAUGUUUUGUUUUCUGGUGCUGACCUGUGUGUUGUGCAAAGGACAAGCUGCAGGACAGAGAGAUGGUGAAAUUAUAAAUCAAAUUAAAAUGUCGAACCUCGCCCUGUCAGAGAUAAAAGAGCUUCUGAAACAAAUGAUUCAAGAGAUGGUUUUCCUCAAGAAUACGGUGAUAGAGUGUGAUGCCUGCGGGACGGGAAGGGGGAUGGCUCGCCAUUCCUGCAUGCCCAACCCCUGCUACCCUGGUGUAAGGUGUAUAGAGACGCCUCGUGGUCCAAGUUGUGGCCCCUGUCCGGAAGGCAUGGAGGGUAAUGGCACCCACUGCAAUGACGUGGAUGAGUGUUCUGUGAUACCGUGCCACAGGGGUGUGCGGUGCAUCAAUACUUUGCCGGGGUUCCACUGUGGUCCGUGUCCGUCGGGAUACAGCGGACCUCAGGUACACGGCGUCAGCAUCGCUUACGCCACUGCCAACAAGCAGGUGUGCAAGGACAUUGACGAAUGUGACAUCCGCACAAAUGGCGGCUGUGUUGAGAAUUCCAUCUGUCUGAAUACUCCAGGAUCCUUCAGAUGUGGCCCUUGUAAAAGGGGUUACGUGGGUGACCAGCGACAGGGUUGCAGGCCCGAGAGAGCGUGUGGCAACGGCCAGCCGAGCCCUUGUCACGCCAGCGCAGAGUGCGCCAUCCAUCGAGAUGGAAAGAUUGAAUGUCAAUGUGGAGUUGGAUGGGCUGGCAAUGGUUUCCUGUGUGGACCUGACAUCGAUAUUGAUGGUUUCCCAGAUGAGAAGUUGGACUGUGCUGAGAGGAACUGUGCCAAGGACAAUUGUCUCACAGUGCCCAACUCUGGUCAAGAGGAUGCUGAUCGUGAUGGAAUUGGAGAUGCCUGUGAUGAAGAUGCAGAUGGUGAUGGGAUUCCCAACACACAGGACAACUGCGUGCUUGUUCCCAACGUGGAUCAAAGGAACAUCGACGAGGAUGACUUUGGCGAUGCUUGCGACAACUGCCGUGCUGUCAAAAACAAUGACCAAAAGGACACCGAUGUGGACAAAUUUGGGGAUGAAUGUGAUGAAGAUAUCGAUGGGGACGGAAUCCCUAAUUACUUGGAUAACUGCAAAAGAGUUCCCAAUGCUGACCAGAUAGAUCGCGAUAGAGACAACGUUGGCGACGCCUGUGAUAGCUGUCCGUACGUUCCCAACCCAGACCAGUCUGAUGCGGAUAACGACCUAAUCGGAGACCCUUGCGACACUAACAAAGACAGUGAUGGCGACGGUCACCAAGACUCCCGAGACAACUGCCCAGCUGUCAUCAACAGCUCCCAGCUAGAUACCGACAAAGACGGCAAAGGAGAUGAGUGUGAUGAUGACGAUGAUGACGAUGGCAUUCCGGACCUACUGCCACCGGGCCCUGAUAACUGCCGUUUAAUCCCGAACCCCCUGCAGGAGGAUUCUGAUGGCAAUGGCAUUGGCAAUGUGUGUGAGAGAGAUUUCGACAACGACACCAUCAUUGACACCAUCGACGUUUGUCCAGAAAACGCCGAGGUCACACUCACUGACUUCAGGGAGUAUCAGACUGUGGUUUUAGAUCCAGAGGGUGAUGCUCAGAUUGACCCCAACUGGGUGGUGCUGGAUCAGGGCAGAGAGAUUGUCCAGACAAUGAAUAGUGAUCCUGGGUUGGCCGUUGGUUACACUGCUUUUAGUGGUGUCGAUUUUGAAGGGACAUUUCAUGUCAACACGGUGACAGACGACGACUAUGCAGGAUUUAUUUUUGGGUAUCAGGACAGCUCCAGUUUCUAUGUGGUGAUGUGGAAGCAGGUGGAGCAGAUCUACUGGCAGGCCAACCCAUUCAGAGCUGUGGCAGAACCGGGGAUCCAACUGAAGGCUGUCAAGUCCAACACGGGCCCUGGUGAGAACCUGAGGAAUGCCCUGUGGCACACCGGCGACACGAGCGAUCAGGUGAAGCUGCUGUGGAAAGAUGCUCGCAAUGUUGGCUGGAAGGACAAGACGUCUUAUCGCUGGUUCCUCCAGCACCGACCCGCUGAUGGAUACAUCAGGGUUCGCUUCUAUGAGGGUCCUCAGUUGGUAGCAGACACAGGUGUCAUUAUAGACGCCACCAUGAGGGGAGGUCGACUUGGAGUUUUCUGCUUCUCCCAGGAGAACAUCAUCUGGGCCAACCUGCGUUAUCGCUGCAAUGACACGUUACCAGAAGACUUCGACACCUAUCGUGCGCAGCAUGUUCAGCUGGUGGCCUGAAGGAAAUGACCCACGAGCCCUUCAAAGAGUGCCAAUAAUAUUCAUUCCGAUCUCAGACUGGUUUACACUCAUCAGAAGAUUCCCAGCAGAUGAAAACACAAAUGGAAAUUCGACAAAAUAUGUAUGUUUUUAGCUUGUUUUGGUUUACAAUUUUAACAAACUGCCACAUCAGAAUGAAAUUGUUUCUUUGUUAAAUGAUGCAUGGAGUCUGCAAGUAACCGUUGAUAAAAUUACAUUUGAAGUUGCUGCAAUUUUCAAAAUUAAUGUAUUAACUGUUAAGUUUGGCAGUUACUUGGUAAAACACUCCAGUUAUGGUCCCACAUUUCUGCACAUCCAUCAAAGGAAUGUCCUCUUUUUUUUUUUUAAGUUGAGUGCUUUAACAUACACACACUGUACUGCCCCCCCCAUCCCCCCAUUCACAUUUGAUAAAAUG
Molecule: messenger RNA, 2867 nt
Organism: Hippocampus zosterae (dwarf seahorse)
Lineage: Eukaryota; Metazoa; Chordata; Actinopteri; Syngnathiformes; Syngnathidae
Gene: comp
Product: cartilage oligomeric matrix protein
Exons: 19
Coding region: 134-2434 (766 amino acids)
Biological process (GO): cell adhesion
Cellular component (GO): extracellular region
Molecular function (GO): calcium ion binding
Source: RefSeq, a predicted model, not a curated record